This is a messenger RNA of Didymodactylos carnosus, 1521 nucleotides long. The record is from the annotation of a GenBank genome assembly. Lineage: Eukaryota; Metazoa; Rotifera; Eurotatoria; Philodinida; Philodinidae.
AUGGAUACAGAUUCGCGACCCAAAUGUUUUCGUAAUCUCCCACACGAGUUUACUUGCGUUUUGACCAUAUCUUGUGCACAACUUCUAACUCAAGCGUCAAUUGGAAACGUCCUCGCACCAUUGCAUAUCAUUGGUCCAGCUAUUGGUAUAAAUGAUAGAAAUCGAUUACCAUGGACGUGUGCAGCAUAUUCUCUAACUGUUGGUAUUUUCAUCUUAAUCACUGGUCGAUUGGGUGAUAUUUUUGGCCAUAAACUAUUAUUUAUCCUUGGAUUUAUAUGGUAUGGUAUAUUCAGCCUGUUAACAGGAAUGGCAGCAUAUAUUCGUAAUGAUAUAUAUUUUGAUAUAAUACGGGCAUUCCAAGGUAUAGGUCCCGCAACAGUUUUACCCAAUGGAAUUGCUCUUCUCGCUCGUGCAUAUCCAGCUGGAAGACGGAAGUCGUUGGUAUUUGCAUUUUUCGGUGCGACGGCACCAGUGGGAUGGAGUAUGGGAGCUGUUUUUGCAAGUAUUUUUGCUCAGUUUGUUUGGUGGGCAUGGAGUCAAUGGGUUUUAGCAGGUGCUUGUAUAAUUCUGGCUAUAUUAGCAUAUUUUAUUAUUCCUACAGAACUUUCACCGGCUGUUCAACCAAUGGGUAAAAUUGAUAUACCGGGCGCAGUUACAGGUAUCACAGGUCUUGUUCUGAUCGUUUACGCUUGCAAUCAAGGACCAGUUUCAGGCUGGGACAAACUAUACGUACAUCUUCCGCUUGCUCUUGGAUUUAUUAUUCUUGGUUUAUUCAUAUUGAUUGAGAUUAAAACAGACGAACCUAUUAUGCCACCAUCUCUUUGGACAGCUCCAGGUUUCCCUGGCGUAAUUGUUUGUGUAGGUCUAGGAUGGUCUAGUUUCGGCAUCUGGAAUUAUUAUUUUGUUCAAUUUGUUGAAGUUGUACGACAGAAGACGCCAUUGUUAUUGUGUGCCAUGUUUUCACCAACAGUGCCUGCUGGUUUUGUUGCAACUAUUCUUGUCUCUCAACUUUACCAUCGAGUAGCUGGUCAUUAUCUUUUAAUGAUAUCGAUGGUUGCUUUUUGUACUGGAAAUGCACUGAUCGCUACAGCUCCCGUUGAUCAAACUUAUUGGUUACAAACUUUUGUGGCUACACUUAUAACACCAUUUGGUAUGGAUAUUAGUUUCCCUGCUGCGUCGCUCAUCGUGAGCAAUUCUAUGCCUAUUCAUCAGCAAGGUGUAGCUGCAAGUAUGAUUAACACUGUUAUCAAUCUAUCCGUAUCACUCGGACUCGGAAUAGCAGGAACAGUGGAAAGCCAAAUAAACAAAAACGGUGACAAUGUGUUGAAAGGAUAUAGAGGCGCGUUAUAUGCUGGUAUUUGUCUCAGUGGUGUGGGUAUCAUUGUUGCUUUGCUUUUUUGUCGAGUGCCUAAGCCGGCAGUAUCCAUGGAAAAGAGUAUUGCAGACGAAGAACAGCAAGUAGGUCAGGUUAACGGACCUGGAACAGAAGGUGAAGGACUAGAAGGUGAAUUAUCGAAAUAG